Helobdella robusta is the source of this 783-nucleotide messenger RNA. RefSeq lists its product as hypothetical. Lineage: Eukaryota; Metazoa; Annelida; Clitellata; Rhynchobdellida; Glossiphoniidae. Bases 1 to 783 code for a protein of 260 amino acids. The record is from RefSeq and is a predicted model, not a curated record. The transcript has a single exon.
AUGACUACUCAACAUCAUAAAAGUAAAGCGUUUACAACAACCACUUCAACAACAAAGCUAUCUGAAAUCAAAACAGCAAGUAAAAAUCUUAAUACUAAUUCGUGGGCUGAUAGAUGUAGUAAUUCAACUUCUAAUCUUAUUAAUAAUAAUAAAAUAUUAUAUAGUAAUAACCCUGUGAGUGAAUCCGACGAUGACGAAGGAUUUCAACCUGUCGAAAAAGCCAAGAAAAAAAGAAAGUUACACGUUUCUCCUCAAGUUCACCAAGCUUCUAACAGCAAUAUUAUAUCUAAGAAACCGUUAAAAAUGUAUGGCACGGGCACUAAUUGUGCCUUAAAAGCCUCUAAAAUUAUUGUUAAGAAGAGAACAUUUUACGUGGGCAACGUUGGCCCAUGUAAUAAAGAAACAAUCGAAAAUCAUCUCCGUUCCAAAAACAUUGACUUCAUUCACUGUUACCCAGUUCUACGUAAACGUAACCCUGAAGUUAUUGGCGUCGCACAAAACAACCUUUUAGAAUCCACGGCAUUCAAAAUCAUCCUGCCGGUCGACGAAUCAUCAAAACUGACAAGUCCUGACAUUUGGCCCAAAUACGCUUUCCUUCGUGAGUGGGACUAUUCAGCGACAAACAUUCCAAGAACUGCUGAAGAUAAGAUUGCUAAAAAAUCAUUCAACGUGACUCUCAGUAAUGCCCAAAAAUCAUCAGACACCAACUUUGGCGACAUCAACACGAAUCCUGUCAUCGAGAUGAAAUCACCAAACGUUAACUAUGGCGACAACAAACAAUAA